Zonotrichia albicollis (white-throated sparrow) is the source of this 1508-nucleotide messenger RNA. It is a transcript of the gene GCAT, whose product is annotated as glycine C-acetyltransferase. The record is from RefSeq and is a predicted model, not a curated record. Gene Ontology annotation, cellular component: mitochondrion. Gene Ontology annotation, molecular function: glycine C-acetyltransferase activity; pyridoxal phosphate binding. NCBI's taxonomy places the organism in Eukaryota, Metazoa, Chordata, Aves, Passeriformes, Passerellidae. Gene Ontology annotation, biological process: biosynthetic process; L-threonine catabolic process.
GGCGGAGCGCCGGGAUGUGGCGGGCGGCGGCGGUGUGGGCGCUGCGCGGGGCCCCCGGGGCCGGCGCCCCCCGGGCCGCGUCGGGAGCGGCGGCGGCGCAGCUGCGGCGGCGGCUGGAGAGCGAGCUGGAGGAGAUCCGCGGCGCCGGCACCUGGAAGAGCGAGCGCGUCAUCUCCUCCCGGCAGGGCCCCCACCUCCAGCUGGCGGGCGGCGGCGCCGGGAUCAUCAACUUCUGCGCCAAUAACUACCUGGGGCUCUCCAGCCAUCCCGAGGUGAUCCGUGCCGCUGUGGAGGCCCUGGAGAAGUUCGGCGCCGGGCUCAGCUCCGUCCGCUUUAUCUGCGGUACCCAGAGCAUACACAAGGACCUGGAGGAGAAGAUCGCACGUUUCCACCAGCGGGAAGAUGCCAUUCUCUAUGCCAGCUGCUUUGAUGCCAACGCUGGUAUCUUUGAGGCCCUGCUGACCCCAGAGGAUGCAGUGCUGUCAGAUGAGCUGAACCAUGCUUCCAUCAUCGAUGGGAUCCGCCUGUGCAAGGCCAACAAGUACCGCUACAAGCACAUGGACAUGCAGGACCUGGAGGCCAAGCUGAAGGAAGCUCAGAAGCAUCGGCUGCGGCUGGUGGCCACUGACGGAGCCUUCUCCAUGGACGGUGACAUCGCGCCGCUGAGGGAGAUCUGCCAGCUGGCGCACAAGUACGAUGCCCUGGUCUUCAUCGAUGAAUGCCACGCCACAGGGUUCCUGGGACCCAACGGGCGGGGUACUGAUGAGCUCCUGGGAGUGAUGGACAAAGUCACCAUCAUCAAUUCUACCCUUGGAAAAGCUCUUGGAGGAGCUGCAGGUGGGUACACAACAGGUCCCAAACCCCUCAUCGAUCUGCUCCGCCAGCGCUCCCGCCCGUACCUCUUCUCCAACAGCCUGCCCCCUGCCGUGGUGGGCUGUGCAUCCAAGGCCCUGGACCUGCUCAUGGAGAGCAAUGCCAUUGCACAGUCUAUGGCUGCCAAAACCCAACGGUUCAGAAGUAAGAUGACGGCGGCUGGCUUCACCAUCUCAGGGAAAGACCACCCCAUCUGUCCAGUCAUGCUGGGGGAUGCUCGGCUGGCCUCAGUGAUGGCAGAGGACAUGCUCAACAGAGGCAUUUACGUGAUUGGCUUCAGCUACCCCGUGGUGCCCAAGGGCAAGGCGCGUAUCCGGGUGCAGAUCUCGGCCGUGCACAGCGACGAGGACAUUGACCGCUGCGUGGAAGCCUUCACCCAGGUGGGACAGAAGCACGGAGCGCUGCCCUGAGGGGCCAGAACCAGGAAACACCUCUUCAGCACCAUCCCUGCCCACAACCAAGUGCCUCUGAUGGGGAAAAAGGCCUGAGCAGCACACUGCCAAAAGCAGGACCGUUCCUCAAGGCAUCACAGCCUGCACCGUGAGUCAGCCAGCUGCUGCUGUGGUGUGCUGGCAGUAGCACUGGCAACCAGCACGUGAAAGUGUCAUUAAAGGUGUCCUGCAGUGCAGCAGAUA